CGAGCAGCAGAACGUCCCCGCGCUAGCUUCCCGCGCCAUUCGAUCCUUCCUGUCUCAAACCAAGGGCGUAUCGGUGUUCGAUUACUACAUCGCGUACAAUCGGGACCACGUGAUCUUCAACGACAAUUUGGAGCUAUGCAGCGCAGUGCAGAAGGGAGCGACCUUCCUGCUCGACUUCACCUGGACGGACACGAACCGGAUCAUGUCCGCGGCGGACAACUUCAACAUCCCGUACGUCCACGCGGACGCCUCGCCGCAGACGUUCCUCAAGGUGAUGGAGACGUAUCUGCGUGCCCGCGGUGCCAACGACGUGGUUUACAUCUUCGACAGUCCGGAGAACGCCGACAUGGCGAUCUACUUUCUGAUCACCGAGUCGCAGCUGCGUACGAUCAUCUUCGAUCGGUUGAGCGACAACGCGAUCGAGAGGAUCAAGUCGGUGCGGCCUUACCCGUCGUUUUUUGCGAUUAUUGCAAAUACGUCGCAGAUGGGCGUGCUGUUUGGGCGGGCAAUUGAGAGUGGGCUGGUCACCAAACCGGACAAGUGGAACUUGAUCUUCAUGGACGUGGAGACUGAGAGCUUUGAGCAUCACGAGACUUUUCCAGCGAUGAGUCGUCUGCUGAUGGAGAAGGGCACCUGUUGCAUGUUGAUGAACAUGGAGGAUGGUUGCACUUGUCCGGUGGAGUUCAAACCCUGGGAAGCCCACUUGGAGAAUGUCGUGCAGAAGGUUCUUCAGCAAGCGCUCCACGAUCAGCUACCGCUGGUCACGCAAGACGAUUGCAGCGUGGUUGGCAGUUCGGCGACGGCGGACAUUUCCGGAUUGCUUAGGGAUCUUCGCGCGGACGAGCGUUUCUGGAUGCCGGAUGGGAGCAGAAUGUUGCGCUACAAUUUGAACGUUUCGAUUUGGAGCUCAACCGAGGAGGACGAGGCCGAGGCGAUACGGGUUGGCUCGAUCGCCAAGGGGGUUGUGGUGCCAAGCGAGGGAAACCGGAUAAAGGCGACGAAGAGGUAUUUUCGCGUUGGAACUACGGAGUCGAUCCCUUGGGCGUACCGUCAGCGCGACCCGCAAACCGGCGAGAUCAUCCUGGACGAAGCCGGUCAACCCAUCUGGGAGGGAUACUGCAUCGACUUUCUGCAGCAGCUGUCCAAGGUGAUGAGCUUCGACUACGAUCUGGUGUCGCCAAAGAAGGGCACGUUUGGGAUGCGCGACAAGGCCGGCAACUGGGACGGACUGAUCGGUGAUCUGGUCGUGGGUGAGAUCGACUUUGCAAUGGCUUCGAUGAAGAUGACCGCCGAACGGGAAGAGGUUGUGGACUUUGUGGCACCGUACUUUGAGCAGACCGGGAUUCUGAUCGUGAUGCGAAACCCCGUUCGGGAGACUUCGCUGUUCAAGUUCAUGACCGUGCUACGGUUGGAGGUCUGGCUGAGCAUCCUGCUGGCAAUUGUUGCCACGGCCGUCAUGCUAUGGCUGCUGGACAAGUUCUCGCCGUACAGUGCCAAGAACAACAAGCAGGCCUAUCCGUACGAAUGUCGAGACUUUACGCUGAAGGAGAGCUUCUGGUUCGCGUUGACCUCGUUCACACCCCAAGGCGGUGGUGAGGCUCCAAAGGCCUUGUCCGGCCGGACUCUGGUAGCUGCCUACUGGCUCUUCGUCGUCCUCAUGUUGGCCACCUUCACCGCCAACCUGGCCGCCUUCCUCACCGUAGAACGUAUGCAAACCCCCGUCCAAUCUCUCGAACAACUGUCCCGCCAAAGUCGUAUCAAGUACACGGUCGUCAAAAACUCCGACACCCACGACUACUUCAAGAACAUGAAGAACGCCGAAGACGUCCUGUACCAGAUGUGGCGCAACCUGACGCUCUCCAGCGGAAACGACCAGGCCCAGUACCGCGUCUGGGACUACCCGAUCAAGGAGCAGUACAUCAACAUCCUCUCCGCGAUCGAAUCCGCCAAGCCGGUAGAUUCGGCCGAGGCCGGCUUCAAGCGCGUCAACGAACGCCUCGAGGCGGACUUUGCCUUCGUGCACGACUCGGCCGAGAUCAAGUACGAAAUCUCGCGAAACUGCAACCUGACCGAGGUCGGCGAAGUGUUUGCCGAGCAACCGUACGCGAUCGCCGUCCAGCAGGGCAGCCACCUGCAAGACGAACUCAGCUUCUACAUCCUAGAGCUGCAAAAGGAGCGCUACUUCGAAUCACUCACCGCCAAGUUCUGGAACAACUCGGUGCGCGGCGUCUGUCCCAACACGGACGACAGCGAGGGAAUCACGCUGGAAAGCUUGGGAGGCGUUUUCAUCGCUACCCUUGUGGGGCUCGCACUCGCGAUGGUCACCCUUGCCGGGGAGGUUCUGUACUACCGUCGGAAGGACCGGCAGACCAAGCUGGUGCAGGUUGAACCGGCGGCGGAAACGCCCAACAACAAGAGCAAGAAGGAAAAGCAACAGUCGUUGAACUUUAAGAACAUGCUGAACUUGGAUCCGAAGAAUAACCUGAACAAGGUGGCGGACAAGAAGAUUCCCAAGGAAAUCACCAUCGGGAGCAAGUUUGUGCCGGCAUCGGAGAAGCAGCAGAAAAUUAGCUACAUUUCGGUGUUUCCGAGGAAUCCCAUACAUUGAAGCGAGUCGUUUGAAGUUAGUUGAGUUGAGAAGGCACAUUUUAAUGGAAAAAUAACUUGUUUCAAUCACUCAUCAACAUGAAGCAGUCAAGCACGUCCUCAAAAAAAUUUACAUUUGAGUGUUACAAUAUUAAGGCUAAUGCAAAUGAGUGAACAAUAAAACCCA
Molecule: messenger RNA, 2773 nt
Organism: Culex pipiens pallens (northern house mosquito)
Lineage: Eukaryota; Metazoa; Arthropoda; Insecta; Diptera; Culicidae
Gene: Ir8a
Product: ionotropic receptor 25a
Exons: 4
Coding region: 203-2608 (801 amino acids)
Biological process (GO): monoatomic ion transport; synaptic transmission, glutamatergic; modulation of chemical synaptic transmission
Cellular component (GO): plasma membrane; postsynaptic membrane
Molecular function (GO): glutamate-gated receptor activity; transmitter-gated monoatomic ion channel activity involved in regulation of postsynaptic membrane potential
Source: RefSeq, a predicted model, not a curated record